This is a messenger RNA of Pichia membranifaciens NRRL Y-2026, 1080 nucleotides long. RefSeq lists its product as hypothetical. Bases 70 to 960 code for a protein of 296 amino acids. Gene Ontology annotation, cellular component: lipid droplet; endoplasmic reticulum. NCBI's taxonomy places the organism in Eukaryota, Fungi, Ascomycota, Pichiomycetes, Pichiales, Pichiaceae. The record is from RefSeq and is a predicted model, not a curated record. Gene Ontology annotation, biological process: phosphatidic acid biosynthetic process; triglyceride catabolic process. The transcript has a single exon. Gene Ontology annotation, molecular function: acylglycerone-phosphate reductase (NADP+) activity; triacylglycerol lipase activity.
GAUAUGGUUCAGGCGAUAGCAGUCAGCUGCAUGCAGUAGCGUAGCUCACUGAUGAGUCCGCAAACAACAAUGUCUGAAUCUAAGAAGACGGCUCUUAUCACCGGUACCUCGUCUGGUAUUGGUCAUUAUUUGGCUUUGGAAUUUGCGAAAAGGGGGUAUUUUGUCUUCGCAUGCUCAAGAAAGGCUGAAUCCAUGGCGGAUAUUUGCGCUGAAUAUCCAGGCCAAAUCUUUGCCUUCAGCAUGGAUGUAUCGUCUUUGGAGUCAAUCAAGGCUGGAUAUAAGUUUGUUUCAGAGAAGUUGAAAGAUUUGAACAUUGCAGGCUUAGACGUUGUCUACAAUAAUGCCGGAUCUUCAUGUACCUUUCCCGGAGUUGAUGUCCCAGAUGCAGCAUUGGUGCAGUGCAUGGAUACGAAUUUCAUCGGGCCCGUAAGAGUUGUUCACGAGUUUUCCAGAUUGGUUAUUGCGAAAGAAGGAACGUUUGCUUUCACCGGAUCUUGUUCCGGGUACUGCCCCUUCCCAUGGGGGUCGGUGUAUGGUGCUAGCAAGGCUGCGAUUGGCCAAUAUGCUAGCAUUCUAGCCUUUGAACUCGAGCCUUUCAACGUGGCAGUGAAGAAUUUCAUUACCGGCGGUGUGCACACCGACAUCGCAGACAAGAGACCAUUACCGGCUGAUAGUAUUUACAAUAUUGAACCAAUGAAACAUGCGUUCGAGCAGAGACAGAAGAUGUCAGAACGUAAUAACCCAAUGGAGCCUUCAAUUUACGCCAAGAAGGCGAUUGAUGCAAUUGAAUAUGGCAAAAAGUCAACCGUAGACGUCUAUUUGGGAACGUGGUCUAUUUUGCCACACCUGGUUGCCAUUUUCCCAAGGUCUGUGAUUUUGUAUUUCUUCAGAUUGAAAUUUUACUUGACGGACGUAUGGAAGGCAUUGGCUGAGAAACACAGAAACAAAAAGAUUGCAUAGAAAUGACCGCAGGAUCGCUUUCUCUGAAAAUAUCUAAUCAAUAUCUUUUUAUAUACAAGAAUAAUUAAACUAGGAAUAUAAUUCGUAAUAUACAUAGCUCUAUGUAUAUAAUCUCAGAAC